Messenger RNA from Malus domestica (apple), 894 nucleotides. Its product is annotated as pleckstrin homology domain-containing protein 1-like. The record is from RefSeq and is a predicted model, not a curated record. NCBI's taxonomy places the organism in Eukaryota, Viridiplantae, Streptophyta, Magnoliopsida, Rosales, Rosaceae.
AAACUGAAUCGCGAUCGCAACAGGACAGGACAACGUUUGAUCUCAACAGGCUGUCCGUCUCGAUUUGCGCUAUUAGACGAACAUAUAACCGAUUUCUGUUUCCGGAUCCCAAAAGAAAUCAGACACAUAAAACCCAUCUCGUCCACCGCGCUCUUAUCUCCCUCGAAAACCCUGACUCCGCCCACACAAACACACCUCACGCGCCGCUGAACCAAGAAAAUGGAGGGUCUGUGGCGGGCGGCGACGGGCCAAGACCCGAGCCCGGAAGACUACACCGGAAUCGAGUUCUGGUCCAAUCCUGAGCGCGCCACGUGGCUGACCAAGCAAGGCGAGUACAUCAAGACGUGGAGGCGCCGCUGGUUCGUCUUGAAACAGGGGAAGCUGUUCUGGUUCAAAGACAGUCACGUGACCCGCUCGUCGACGCCGCGCGGUGUGAUCCCGGUCGGCACGUGCCUGACUGUGAAGGGCGCCGAGGACGUGGUCCACAAGCCCUGCGCCUUCGAGCUGUCGACUACCAACCACGACACGAUGUACUUCAUCGCCGAUUCGGAGAAGGAGAAGGAGGAGUGGAUUAACUCGAUCGGACGGUCCAUAGUUCAGCACUCCAGAUCGCUCGCGGAUUCCGAGGUCGUCGAUUACGAUAGCAGCCGACAGUGAUCACAACCUCUCGAUUUUCAUGGUACAGUAAACUGUAAUUUGUGCUUUUUUUUUCCUUAAAUUUGAUGUAAUAGUUGUUUUGUUUGAUAAAAAUCGGAGCUUUUCUUGUUUUCUUGCUGUCGAAUUUGAACAAUUUUAGGCUGAAUUUUGUUUCUCUGUUGCUUUUGUCGUAAGGUAGAUGAUAUUUUGUGUGAUUGAAAUGUUAAUUCGUAUGAUUUUUGUGAGAAGGUUUAAACU